UGAUAGAAAAGCUUCGGAUCUUUCUAUUCCUGUAACCUGUUGACAGUGGACAUAAGAAGUAAACAAAUUGACCCUGACCUGAAACUUCUAGAAUCUGUGGAAAACAAUUGACAAGAUUGCAUGCAUGUCAAGGUCUUUGCCGUGCCAUUUCCGUUCUUCUCGUUUUUCUAGGUGGGUUAUUUUCCUUUCCACUUUCCAGGAAGUUGUUCCUGGAAUCCUAAGAUCAUACAAAUCCAACAGGCUCAGGCCUUUUUAAAGUGCCUACUGCCAGAGAAACUCUUGUGUAAAUCAGUCUCUUACCUCAAGGUUAAGACAAAAUUUUCAUUUUGUCACACUCGACAAUCAUACUUGAACUCGUACUGGGAGAGAUUCAAUGAUCUCACCACUUUAUCAUUGUCAUCCUUUCCUGGUUAUCCUUUUAAGCGUUCUUUGGAUUUUGGCAACAGUUCAGGCUCAGGGCAAUGUAAGUGUAGGCAAUUUUCUAUCUGCAAAUGAUGAAAGCAUUCCAUGGCAAUCACCAUCCGGUGAUUUUGCCUUUGGUUUUCAUCCCAUUCAGGGCAAAGAAGAUCAGUUCCUUCUUGCUAUCUGGUAUGCCAAGAUACCCGACAGAACUAUAGUUUGGUAUGCCAAUAGACAGAAUCCAGCUGAGAGAGGAUCAAAGGUUGAGCUCACCAGCACCGGUCUUGUGCUCAAAGACCCUAAAGGCAGAGUGCUGUGGAGAUCCAAAAGCCCUAAAGAUGACACUCAAGCAUCAAACGCAGCCAUGCUUGAUACAGGGAAUUUUGUGAUCGCAAGCAGAAACUCAGGCAACAUAUGGGAAAGCUUCAAAUAUCCGACUGAUACCAUCUUACCGACUCAAGAAUUGGAUGCUGAUAGCAGUCUUUCAUCAGCUUUGACAGAUAGAAGUUAUCAGGAGGGGAAAUAUCAGCUUCGUUUUAAUAAUGGAUUUUUCAUACUUAAUCAAAUAGAUAUGUUCACUGGAAAACCUUACAACAAUUAUUUCAACCUUGGAAAUGGUUCUCGGUUGAUCUUCAACCAGUCAGGGUAUAUCCAAAUCCAGAGUUCGAAUGGAAGUCUACUCAACCUUGCACCAGAAAAUGCUCCUCCAGACCCAGAGUCAAACUACUACAGGGCAAUACUUAGUUUUGAUGGAGUGUUUACCUUCUAUUCGUAUCCAAGGAACCCCAGUGGCGGUGAAAGCUGGUCUGCCUGGUGGAUUAGGCCAAAGGACAUCUGCUCCAGCUUUGUAGACAGUACAGCUAGACUUGGAAAUGGCCCUUGCGGUUAUAACACCAUUUGCGAAUCUCUCAAUAAUGGGAGGCCUAAUUGCUCAUGUCCCCCAGGGUUUUCUUUCUUGGAUGAAAGUAAUCCAUACAAUGGCUGCAAACAAGAUUACACAAGCUACCUGGAAGAUUGCAACGUGGACGGAUCCACCAGUGAGGAAGAUCUCUUUGAAUUCAAGUCAAUGCAGUUUGUUGAUUUUCCUUUCAGUGACUUUGGAAUAUUGCAACCUGCAACUGAGUUUGAAUGUAAGCAAUCUUGCCUUCGUGACUGCUCCUGUGCAGUUGCCAUUUUACAGGAUCCAACUGUAAGUGAAGAUGGCAGUGGAACUUGUUGGAAAAAGAAACUGCCACUUUCAAAUGGACACGUUAACAGAGAGACUAUUGAUAGAACAUCCCUAUUUAAGGUAUUCAAGUCAGAUGCCCCUAAGACUAAGAAAAACCCUGCCACUCCAAAUCCAAAUGAUGAAAAUCAGGAUCAAGUUAUUUGGAUCCUUGGAGUUCUCUUAGGCACCUCUGCAGUUUUCAACUUUGUUUCUUUCGCUGCAAUUUCUCUCAUCUUCUUCUGCUUAUACAAAAGAAGACUGCGGGACUUCAACGGUAUUCCUAGCGGAAGCGACUUAGAGACUAAUCUACGUUCUUUCACAUACAAAGACCUUGAACAAGCCACAAACAGAUUCAAAGAAGAAUUAGGAAGGGGGGCAUUUGGUACGGUCUGUAAAGGAGAACUGCCAUCAAGUUUUGGAAAUUGUGUUACCGUCAAGAAACUAGACAAGUUUGUUCAAGAGGGUGAAAGGGAAUUCAAAACAGAAGUGAAGGUGAUUGGCCAAACUCACCACAAGAAUUUAGUGAGAUUAAUUGGCUACUGUGAUGAAGGUGAACAUCGACUUCUGGUAUACGAGUUCAUGCAAAAUGGUUCCUUGUCAAGCUUUCUUUUUGGAGUUCUAAGGCCUAGUUGGCAACAAAGAUUGCAUAUAGCAUUAGGAAUUGCAAAAGGACUCGCAUACUUGCAUGAAGAAUGCAGCAUACAGAUCAUCCAUUGCGACAUCAAGCCUCAAAACAUACUCCUGGAUGAUUCUUUCACUGCCAAAAUAUCUGAUUUUGGGUUGGCAAAGCUCUUGAUCAACAACACCAAAACACUGACCGGCAUCAGAGGGACUAAAGGGUAUGUUGCACCAGAGUGGUUCAGGAACACGCCGCUCACAGUGAAGGUAGAUGUUUACAGUUUCGGAGUCAUGUUGCUAGAGAUCAUCACUUGCAGAAGAUGUGUUGAAAUUGAGAUGGAGGAUGCUGCAAUAUUGACAGACUGGGCUUACGAAUGCCACAGUGAAGGCAUAGCGGAAAAGCUGGUGGAAAAUGAUGAAGAGGCCAGAAGUGAUCCUGCGAAGCUGGAGAUGUUGUUGAAAGUGGCAAUUUGGUGCGUACAAGAUGAGCCAUUGUUGAGACCUUCCAUGAGGACAGUCUCCAUGAUGCUAGAAGGUGCUGUCCAGGUUCCUACUCCACCAUGCCCUUUCCUAGCAAACCCACUGUAAAGAUUUUGAAGUUUGAUCCCAUAACCAUAGAGAAACCUUGUACUUUUACAACUUUACAUAGUUUCAGUUUUCAAGUUUUCCAAUAAUUUAGGCCCAAUCUAAGAGGUCAGAACAAGAGAUUCCAUGCACUUGCAAGGAAAAAAGAAAUUGAACCAUAAUUAAUGGUUAUUUUUCUUAAUGGAACAUGCAACAGAUUAUGGG
Molecule: messenger RNA, 3013 nt
Organism: Theobroma cacao (cacao)
Lineage: Eukaryota; Viridiplantae; Streptophyta; Magnoliopsida; Malvales; Malvaceae
Product: G-type lectin S-receptor-like serine/threonine-protein kinase LECRK4
Biological process (GO): protein phosphorylation
Molecular function (GO): protein serine/threonine kinase activity; ATP binding
Source: RefSeq, a predicted model, not a curated record